Messenger RNA from Dromaius novaehollandiae (emu), 4106 nucleotides. RefSeq names its product family with sequence similarity 118 member A (gene SIRAL2). The record is from RefSeq and is a predicted model, not a curated record. The transcript is spliced from 9 exons. NCBI's taxonomy places the organism in Eukaryota, Metazoa, Chordata, Aves, Casuariiformes, Dromaiidae. The coding region runs from base 363 to 1433 and encodes 356 amino acids.
UUUCCCAGCCGGCGCGGGAAGGCUUUGGGCAGGGGACGCACCGCCAGCAACGGUCGCUUGGGGGGAGCCGCGUGGCCCUGGCCCCGCCCCGGCGGAGCGAGGCCGAUGCCGGGCGGUGACGGCGCUGGAUACCGGCCCGGCCCCGCCAGACCGCAGAUCCGGCCGUCGUUGCCGCGUUACCGCUAACUGCGCGCGUCCCGAGCAGAGCAGACAGCCGCAGGGCCUCCCCGAGCGCCCUGUGCCGUUGGGAGCGAGGUCUCGGUGCUGCCGGAGCUGGCCGGAGGUAGCUUUGCCCGGGAGAGCGGCUCCGUUUUGCUCAUGGCUGAGUGAAGAGGAAUGCCGCAGAAGUGGAGGGCUCAGAGAUGGAUUCAUCAGAAAGAUCAACAAUUAGAAGUGAACAAAAAUCCAGAAAAUUCUUAAAAAGUCUAGUAAGAAGGCAGCCUCGAGACCUUCUUCUGGUAAUUGGAACUGGAGUAAGUGCUGCAGUAGCACCAGGAAUCCCAGCGCUGUGCUCCUGGAGGAGCUGCAUCGAGGCUGUCAUUGAAGCAGCUGAACAGCUGGAGGUGCUUCAUCCAGGAGAUGUUGCUGAAUUUCGUAAAAAAGUGAUCAAAGAUAGAGACCUGCUUGUAGUUGCGCAUGAUCUCAUCAGGAAAAUGUCACCACGUACUGGUGAUACCAAGCCCAGCUUCUUCCAGGACUGCUUAAUGGAGGUGUUUGAUAAUUUAGAACAACAUAUUCAGAAUCCUAUUGUUCUGCAGUCAAUCCUAAGACUAAUGGAGAGAGGCACAAUGGUCCUGACUACAAACUAUGAUAAUUUACUUGAAAUAUUUGGUCAGCAACAGGGUAAACCUAUGGAAUCUUUAGACUUGAAAGAUAAGGAUAAGGUUCUUCAGUGGGCGAGAGGCCAUAUAAAAUAUGGAGUUCUGCAUAUUCAUGGCUUGUAUACGGAUCCCUGUGGAAUGGUCCUAGAUCCUUCAGGAUACAAAGAUGUUACUCAAGAUCCUGAAGUAAUGGAGGUUCUUCAAAAUCUGUAUAGAACCAAGUCUUUUUUGUUUUUGGGCUGUGGAGAGACUCUGCGUGAUCAGAUAUUUCAAGCUCUUUUUCUUUAUACUGUAAAGAAUAAGGUGGAUUUAGAACAUUAUAUGUUGGUGCUUAAAGAAAAUGAAGACCUCUUUUUUAAGCUCCAGGCAGAUAUGCUUCUGCAUGGAAUAAAAGUAGUGUCUUAUGGGGACAGCUUUAAACAAUUUCCAGAGUAUGUACAAGAUCUGACUGCUCAAAUCUGCAAGCAGAGAAGUCCAGAUGCUGAUCGAGUAGAGAGCACAACACUGUUGGGAACUUCAUGUGUGGACUGUGCUAAAAGGAAGUUAAGAGAAAAUGGCAUUGAUCCUCCUAAGAGAAUCAAGCAAUCAGAUAAUGGUAUAUCCACUAUUUAAUGAAAAAACAAAAACUUUUUGAAAGCAGAUGUUUUACAUGAGCAUGGAAAGUUUUGAGCUAUUUCCAUGUUUUUAAGUGGAUUAAAAAUUGCGUAUCUUAGCAUUUUCUUUUCUAGGGAUGUAAAUGGGGAAUGUAUGUCAAGUUUGAGAGGCAUACUAGUUGUUUUCCAGGCAGUUCCAUACCACUAAAGCUGUAUGUGCUGGGUCAUUUAGAAGCAGAUGCAAGUUUUACCUGGCUGUGCUUCAAGCCCAUUGGAAGUCUUGAGACUGUUAAAAUAGUACUGAGCUUGUAUCAAGGUUUUAGUUUGGGUCAGGUGCUCUGAAGUCACAACACAGAUGCUUGAAUCUGCUUAAAAAUGACUGUUGGCAUACCUGAAGUUAUCUGUUAGUAGCCUUUAAAAUGAUAGAAUUUUUUCUUAGUUCAUCAGCUGAACCUCUGCUGCACUGCAUUUAGGCCACUGGAAGUUGAAAUCUUCAGGGGUCUGUCAGCACAAGCUGUUUGCAAGAUUCAGAUCUAGAACUGUAAGCUGUUAGGAAUUGCUUUUCUAUGUUUAUAGAAACCUUAUCACAAUAACAUGCUUGUAUUUAUGCUUGUAGCAAGAGUAUUCAUUUUCAUCUGUCAGUUUGUUUUUAAACAUGAGAUCACAUGGGGAGAAAAGGAUGUAAUGGAAGAAUACCAACAAAGACAUACAGUAUGUGCAUUGGGACUUACUGACCUAUUUGCUGUAUAUUUGUAUGGAAAUAUCCUAGUGUUUGAACUGUAGAACAUGCUGACAAAAUCCCGGAGAAGAGGUAUGGAAUAGCUUUAAUGCAGCAGAAUUAAAAUUGGUUAGUGUCUCAUUAUGUACCUGUAGAUGAUUUCUAGUGUGUAACUUUGACUUCAAUGGAAUUAUUUAAACAGUUAAAGUUAGGCACCCUGUUAAGCAUUUCUCCAAGGUAGUUACUUCACCUAGCAUUGAGUUAUUGUACUGAGUUAUCUCAGCACUACCCCGACAGACUUACCGCUCCAGUUGUUAACACCAACACCUGAUAUCCUCUGAAAUCUUACCAACUUUCACCAUAGUGUCUGCAGGAGAGCAUGUCCAGGGCCCUUCGUGUUCUGAUACUGGCAUGUUCAUACCUGAAGAUCCUGGAGGCUGCCCAAGUCAGGUUUCUCUAAUUCCAUCUGCAGUGGACUUGAUCUGGUUGGUAUGCCUUCUGAGGUCACACUGAUUAAAUGAGGUUUUGCAUGCAGCGGAGGAGCUAGAGCUGUCAGAUGACCUUUCUGUCAGAGUUGCAGCAGGUAUGUGAACUCUUCACUCCCAUGUCACAGAAGGAAUUUCUGCUUGUUCUCUAGUAUGCAUGCAUGCAUGUAUGCAAAACGAAAUGCUUAAAGAUGAAGUGAAGGUUUCUUUCCAGACUGAUUACUACAGAGAUGGUUAGAUUUCUUUGUAGUGUGGGAAAUCUUUGUCCCUGUUCUGAAGUAGGCAAAGUUCUGAAGAUACUUUGCCUAGCUAAGCAAUCUAAACGGUGCAUGUGCACUGACUCCUCUAUCUCCGAAGAAAAUACUCCAGUUGUCUUUCAGGAUCAACAGUCUGUACUUGGGCUUUAGUGUAUGAUAAAGCUUCUAAGGAGCUCAGUGUCAGGUCUUGAAGGCUAGGCUGUGUUUUAUGAAGUUAAAAAGCAAAAGCAAAAUGAGACUGAAUAUUGGCAUACUCAUAUUCUCCCUUUGAGAAACUGUAUUUAUGCCAUAGGUCCCUGUUAAAGAUUAAGUCUCUUAGCAUUGAGUACAGCAUUAUCUGCAAGAUUCUAGCCUGUAAAAUCUGCUUCUCUAGUCAGCAUAAACUGGGUAUUUUAAAAAGUGCUAAGUUAAGCUGCUGUUUUCAAUGCUGAUGUAUCCACUUAGAAAAUGUAAGCUGACAUAAACUGCAGCUCCAUUCGCCUGAUGGAUUUUGCUAUUACAUUGUUCUUUUUUAUAACCCUGAUUAUUGCAAUUAUUUGAGCCCAUUCCUAAAGUCACAUAGCACUUUAUCUUGUGCUUGGAAUCAGAUUUCCAUUAGGAAAUCUCAUCCCUGCCCUUUGGUCCUUAUGAUCAGCUUAUACCAAGCACUGGAGGUUCUUCAGUUUUGUAAACACUGCUGAACUGGAACUUGUACAACAGCCUUUCCUAACUGAAGUGCCAUGUAUUUGCACUCUGAAAAGCAGAUGAGUAAUCAAUUUGUUUUAAUUCAUAACAUGCAUUAAGAAGGAGUCUACAGAAAUUCUUCAGUGUCCCCGCCCACUCUACAAUCAAGGAACUGCUAUCAUCUACAUACAUUUCAGCCAUCUUACGAACAGCAUUGCCUUGCAGCUACCUCAGGGAUUAAAAUAGAAUCAAAAGGGACAGAAUCUGAAACUUGGCUGUUCCAUUUGAUUCAUGUUAAAAGUAACUUGUUUUAAGGCUCUGUUCAAAUUAUUACCUGAAUAAGGUGAAAGAAUUAACCAUAUAACUAGAGGUAUAUAAGUGACGUUUACUGGUUCUACUGUAAAUUUCUUUUUGUAUUUUAAUUCAUUAUUAUUUUUAAAUGGGAGUAAGAUACCUACUGAACACACAGUCCUUUUGACCACUAUCAUAUUUUGCUCAAGCUGUGAAAUGAAGUUGGUAGGGUGUCUCUGAUAAUAUAUGCUAUUUUAAUAAAAUAUUUAAAUCCAAAA